AUGGCAGAACUGUCGCGUACGCCAGACGCGCUGGCUGACUCGGUUUCUCACGAGAUCCAGGGGGACCUUGGACAGUCUUCUGUAGCUGCCGUGAAUCUGCCGGAUGAUCGUGAGCUUGCUCGGACUUCAGGAGGAGGCCAAGAUGUUCGCCUGCUAAUUCACAGUGCCACACAUUCCAGUGCGUCUCCUCAAUCGAACGCUUUGGGCUCGCACGACGAGCAGCGUUAUCAUCUGCUUCCUCUCCCAGAGAGGGAGAAAUCCAGUCGCCUCGGACCAACCUCGCAUAUGAUUUUAGUGACCGUCUUCGUUCUCCUCGCUGCCGUAAUCCUUCUAAUCGCGUCGUGUGCGCUGGCUGGCAGAGCUCGCUGGAAGCACUCGGUCCUCCUUACACACUGUCUGCUGGAGCUGCACAUCGCUGUAGUCUUGCUGUUCCUGGUCAUCGGACCUGCGGCGACGCUUCUGUGGAGAUUCUGUAGAGACGAAGCAACUCCGCCACGUCAGGCGUCCUGUCCACCUCGCUCUUUCACUAGCUACCUUCGCUCUGUUGUUCGUGUUUCAGAGAAGGCGGAAAGACGUGAACGCGUCACCUCCGUCAUCAUUUCCUCCUUUGAGAUUUCAACAGCGUUUGCAUUCUUAUUCGUCGUCGUACAUAUUCUGUACCUUCCCCCCCUGUCGGCAUUUGAUGGCACCGGACACCAGGACUACUGGCCCACCUCUCUCUCAGCCGCGUCUGUACCGUGGUCGACAUCUUUCAUCUCCAUUUCCUCACCUUCCUUCAACGCUCUCUAUGACGUUGGCCGUGGAGAGGAACGUGUGAAACACCCCAUUGGCGCUACUCACGGCCGAGAAGCAGCAACCGAUCAAAACAGUCCAGACCCUCUUUCUCACGGGAGUGUUUCGGGACUCUCAGAUGGCACACCGCCCGCUGCGAAAACGUUGCACGUUACAGCCAGAAAGAGUGACACCCGGAGAAUGGAACAUAGACGCAUUCCCUACUACUCCGAACACAUGGGUGGUCUCAUGCACCGGCACGAGGAGCUGUUUCGUCAAGGAAAACAGCUUUUGUCUUCUUCCCAAGAGUCUCGAGCACGCGACUUGCCAAACCUCCGCCUCUCAAGCUACCCAGAAGAUAACUUCCACCCUCAGUUGAGAGUUACGGGAAGAGGGAGCCGAAAAAGCUCGAAGACCGCGCAAGUGGCUCACUCUCAGAGCUCGCCACAACGUUGGAAAGCCACGCCGUCCCCUGAAAGGCCAGGCAGCCGUCGCGGCGGUAGUCUCCGCUCUGGACCUGCUCACACGGCAGGGACACGCGAUUCUCGUCAAUCAGAGAGAACGACAAACCAUAGACACGAUGCCGAGUCCGUGUCGUUUGUGGAAUCCUUGGUAUCAAAGGCUGUGGAAAACGUGCUUUCUCAUCCUGCCGGGUGGAAUCAACUAGAAACUGAGUUAUCCCGAGACGUCGCCACGAAAAGCUGGCUGUUGACGAUGAAAACGAUCAUUUUAAUUGGGACCGUGAGCUGGGUAAUUUUCAUGGCCGUGUCCGGAGUCCUAACACGGAUUAAUAGAUCACUGAAGUCACAGGCUGCAAGGUAA
Molecule: messenger RNA, 1593 nt
Organism: Neospora caninum
Lineage: Eukaryota; Apicomplexa; Conoidasida; Eucoccidiorida; Sarcocystidae
Exons: 3
Coding region: 1-1593 (530 amino acids)
Source: RefSeq, a predicted model, not a curated record